UUACCCGGGUCACUCCUGCCUCUGCGGACCCGUUUCAUUCAAGAGACGUCGCGCCGCUUCGUGAUAAACGCCGGUAAAACACGUUAGGACGUCGCGAGGACACGCAGCAACACGGUUUCCUUGACAACGGUGCGGGCGCGUCAUUGCCGAUCAGCUGCUGACAGAUUAUUGAUCCACGCGGCGGUGUCACGCUGCCACCAUGUCGUCCGGGGACUCGAGCGGUGACGGUGGGAAGUGGCUGGACGCUCACUACGACCCGGUGGCGGGCCUGUACACCUUCUCCUCCUGCGUGGACCUGGCCGACCUGAGCGGCGACGGGGAGACUCGGCUGGUGGUGGGGGACCUGGGCUCCGGCUCGACGGGCAUGAAGCUGAAGGUGUACCGGGGCACGGCGCUGAUGAGCGAGAGCACCCUGCUGGACCUGCCCGCCGGCCUCGUCGCCUUCUUCAUGGACCUGCACGAGCCGCGCAUCCCCGCCGUGGCCGUGGCGUCCGGGCCCUGCAUCUACGUCUACAAAAACCUCCGUCCGUACUUCAAGUUCACGCUGCCCGGCCUGGAGGUCAACACGCUGGAGCAGGACGUGUGGCGGCAGGUGAGGGAGGGUGAGAUCGACCCUCUGACCCUGAAGGAGAUGUUGGAGAGCAUCAGGAAGAAGGCCGACGUCCCGCUGUCCGUCCGCUCGCUCAGGUUCCUCUCUCUGGAGACCGCCGACAUGGACGAGUACGUCCACCUGCACAAACAGCAGCCAAUCAAACGGCAGACCGUCAUCACCUGCAUCGGGACUCUGAAGAAGAGCACGGCCGACGAGGACGGCGUCAGCUGUCUGGUGAUCGGCACGGAGAGCUGCGACGUCUACGUCCUCGACCCCGAAGCUUUCAUCGUCCUCUCCAAGAUGUCGCUGCCCGCCGCUCCCACCUUGAUGGACGUGACGGGACAGUUCGACGUGGAGUUUCGCAUCACGGUGGCGUGUCGCAACGGCAACAUCUACAUCCUGCGCAGGGAGUCGGAAAAACCGAAGUACUGCAUCGAGCUGCCGUCUCACCCGGUGGGUCUGGUGAGGGUCGGGAAGAACGUGGUGGUCGGCUGCACCGACGAGAGCCUGCAGGGCUUCACCCAGAAGGGGAAGAAGCUGUGGAAGGCCGUCCUCCCCGCUCCCAUCAUCACCAUGGCUGCCAUGGACCUCCCCACCAGGGGCUUCCAGGCGGUUCUUGUGGGUCUGGCCAACUGUGAGGUCCAGCUGUACCGGGACAAGAACCUGCUGAGCACCAUCAAGACGCCCGACGUGGUCACCAGCAUCUGCUUUGGCCGGUACGGGCGCGAGGACGGGACCCUCAUCAUGACCACCAAGGGAGGGGGCCUGAUGGUGAAGAUCCUGAAGAGGACAGCGGCCUUCGAAGACAGGGACACCGCCCCCGGGCCGCCGCUGGCCCAGAGCAUCCGCCUCAACGUGCCCAAGAAGACCAAGCUGUACGUGGACCAGACACUGAGGGAGCGCGAGAAUGGCCUGGCCAUGCACAACGCCUUCCAGAUGGACCUGAGCCGCCUGCGUCUGGCCACCGCCAAAGCCUACGUCAAAGCCCUGGAGUCCAGCCUGACGCCGAUGUCCUCCAGCCUCACCGAGCCGCUCAAGAUGAACGCUGUGGUGCAGGGUCUGGGCCCAUCCUUCAAACUGACCCUCAACAUCCAGAACACGGCAGCAUGUCGGCCCGUCAUGAACCUGGCCAUCAGCUUUCUGUACGACGAGAGCCUGUACAGGAUGAGGAACUCGUACAUGAGGAUCCCCCUGCUGGUGCCCGGACUCAUCUACCCGGUCGAGACCUUCGUGGAGUGCACCAGCGACAUGGGCAUCUCUGACAUCAUCAAGGUGUUCGUGCUGCACGAGGGGAAGAGCUCCCCGCUGCUGACCGCCCACAUCAACAUGCCCGUCAGCGAGGGACUGACGCUCAACUGACGACUUUAUUACCCCUUGUAGUCGGUUCAGAUCGAAGUCGCUUCGAAUCCGCUCCAGAGUCUGUGACCGAGACCACUUCCUGUAAAGGAUCUGAGUGUGGUUGUUUUGAUCUGCACAUGAGUAAGUUGUGUCUAAAUUGUUGUGUCUGCAGAGACAACUCGUACCAACCGACCGACCGGAGUCUAAUUCAGCCGGACUAACUAACACCCUGAGACUGGUUUAAAACAAGACUCUCGGUCCAGUCAGACCACCAACAGGACCGUGAGAGAGUAGAUGUCUUGACUGCUGAUAGAUUUAUGUUAAGAAAGCGAUCUCUGAUCUGUAGAAGUGCUGUGUAGCCUGUAUAUAAAUAUUAGAUCAUCUGGUGACCACGGUAAACCCGUGUCUGCAGUUUAACGUGGUCCCCUAUUUGUAAUGUUGUCAAUAUAUUUAUAAAAGAUCCAGUCUGGACUAAUAAAGCUGAUUAAAGCUA
Micropterus salmoides (largemouth bass) is the source of this 2423-nucleotide messenger RNA. It is a transcript of the gene bbs1, whose product is annotated as Bardet-Biedl syndrome 1. Gene Ontology annotation, biological process: non-motile cilium assembly; protein localization to cilium. Gene Ontology annotation, cellular component: centrosome; BBSome; axoneme. Gene Ontology annotation, molecular function: patched binding; smoothened binding. NCBI's taxonomy places the organism in Eukaryota, Metazoa, Chordata, Actinopteri, Centrarchiformes, Centrarchidae. The record is from RefSeq and is a predicted model, not a curated record. The coding region runs from base 200 to 1951 and encodes 583 amino acids. The transcript is spliced from 7 exons.